CAACGACACCUCCACAACAAGGCUGCAGUCUCAUCCUUAUUGUUAUCACAGCAGUUCACCUCACCGCACGAGGUAGGUUCAUGAUCCGGGAGAACCAAAUGCUUCACACCAAUUUGCUUCAGAGACUGUGACGAUGUUACCCUUUAUUUUCACGGCACAGCUUACAUUUGAUCUAACAGCUGGAGCUAUACGGAUGUCCUUUUCGCCCCAAUGUCUCCAAUCCAUCCCCGAGCGAGAAGUAUCGUGGAUAUGCGGGAGGAGGCUAUAUGGUACUAACUUAGAUGGCGGUGGGCCUGGGAUGAACGCGGCUUUAGCAGAGUUCUGGACAUCAGGCUCUGUGGUGUCCCUUACUUGAAGGACUGGUUACCUAGGUACCUACCUAUGCUGAUGGGGUUCAAUGGCUUCCUUGCGUAAGUCAGGAAACAGGUGGUUAGCUCUAGGCACAUAUGACUGGGCCGUCGACAUCGAGCAGUGGGAGCAGUGGGAGCAGUGGGAGCAGUGG
This is a messenger RNA of Chaetomium strumarium, 502 nucleotides long. RefSeq lists its product as uncharacterized. The transcript has a single exon. Bases 134 to 355 code for a protein of 73 amino acids. Lineage: Eukaryota; Fungi; Ascomycota; Sordariomycetes; Sordariales; Chaetomiaceae. The record is from RefSeq and is a predicted model, not a curated record.